Molecule: messenger RNA, 1226 nt
Organism: Phytophthora infestans T30-4
Lineage: Eukaryota; Oomycota; Peronosporomycetes; Peronosporales; Peronosporaceae
Exons: 1
Coding region: 33-1226 (397 amino acids)
Molecular function (GO): protein binding
Source: RefSeq, a predicted model, not a curated record
UAGUGACGAAGUUGACUCGGAGAACGCUGGACAUGGUGCGAACGCAGCUUCGACGAGUGGCGGCCUCGGCGCGUCGCUGGAGUAAGCUCCCAUCAGCAUCGGCCACCACGAGUAGGUUGUUUGCUGCACCAUCUACAAGCAACUCCCCCGUGCUGCCAUGCAGCUUUCAUCUGCCACUCGCAGCAGGACGGUGCUUUUCGACGUCGUCCAGCAGCAUCUUCGACCUGGCGCAGGCGCUUAAAGCUAAAGAAACGUCCACUAGCGACCGUGUAGCUGCUAUCAAUUCUCUGCAGCUAAGCGAUUCGUUGGACAAGACAGUCAGGGAGCGCCAUGCACUUAAUAUCGUGGAUAGCGACGCAUUGGAGACGCUAUUGAGCCUUUUACAGGACAGCGACACCAUCAUCUGGUCCGAUCUGCUGGUGCCCGCCUUCCUGGCACUCAUCCGCUUGUCGACGGACACGCUACUUGCCCAGGAGCUCCUGAGACUGGGCACACCGAAGAUCCUGACCCCGUUUUUGACGCAGACGGAUCCACGACUGCAGGCAGCUGCAAGCCUCACGUUGGGCAAUUUGGCACUGGAUCCGACUGCUGCUGGCGCUGUUUCUUCUCCUGACGUUGUGAGUGCAGCUUUGAGCAUGCUGACGAGCUCGCAUGAAGCUAUUAAGCGAGCCUCCUGCACUUGUGUGGCUAAUAUCGCUAGUAGUGCCCAAGGCCGCCGCCAGAUCAUUGACCAGGACGGCGUGCUGCGCAUAGGCGAGUUGCUUGAAGACGAGUAUAGCGACUCGCUACGCAGUGUUGCUGCUUUUGCGUUAGGAAACAUCCUCUCUGGACGAGAUAUUGAUGCACAGGACCUGGUACGUGAGAGUGGUGCGCUACCGGCUCUUGUGCUGCUGCUGUCGCCUGUUUUCACCGAAGACGUCAACAGCAGCGCUGCGUGGGCUGUACAUCACAGUGUGCACCUUAAUGCAGCGAGUCAGUCACUCGUGGUUGAGGCUGGAGGGCUGGCGAUGCUGGUACAGCAUCUUGCCAGUGGGGCGUUGGAGUUGUUGCAGACCAACGCAUUGCUCGCACUGGAGAGCGCUGUGAUUUCAAACGCCGAGAACUUGGACUGGUGCCGUGACAACAGCGCUCUUGAGGCCCUUCAACGUGUCCAGGAGACGGACGGCGAAGCCCUCAAUACCAACGCUAAGCAGGCCCUGGCCUCUCUGCUAGAACAACUGAAGUAA